Messenger RNA from Thalassophryne amazonica, 708 nucleotides. RefSeq names its product protein mono-ADP-ribosyltransferase PARP14-like. The coding region runs from base 1 to 708 and encodes 235 amino acids. Gene Ontology annotation, cellular component: nucleus; cytoplasm. The transcript has 6 exons. The record is from RefSeq and is a predicted model, not a curated record. Lineage: Eukaryota; Metazoa; Chordata; Actinopteri; Batrachoidiformes; Batrachoididae. Gene Ontology annotation, biological process: negative regulation of gene expression. Gene Ontology annotation, molecular function: transcription corepressor activity.
AUGAAUGUGGCAGCAAGCAAUGUAAGCCUGGAGUUCAAGCUCGGGAGUGUGGUGGACGAGCAGCAAAUCUUCAGCAAUCAAAGCCAGUUUGACAAAGUCGCAAAGAAAUGUCGCCUUGCCCCUGGUGAUGUUUUGCAGCUUAGUGGACCUUCGUCACUGAGUUGCUCCAAGAUCUACUUCAUUGAAUGCCUGUCAUGGGACGGAGCUAAAGGGCUGAGUGUGCAGGCACUGGGAGACGGGCUCAGGAAAUGUCUGGACCUCUGCAGACAGCAGGGCUGCAUUUCUGUGGCCUUUCCAGUCAUCGGACCAGGAAUAUCUCUCAUGAUCCCACAGACAGAAGCUAUUAGAGUGUUAAAGGAGAAAAUUAUCCAGUUUGUGUCAUCCCAAAACCAUGGUACUGUUUCCAAUAUCCGUAUAGUCAUUAAAGAAGAUUAUCCCGACUCAGAGGAGUUCUACCAUGAGGUCUACAGACACUUCAGUUUAAACCAAGAAAGCCAAGCGAUUUUCAAGUCUGUCACAGGCAACCUCGAUGAAAUCACGAUAACGGUGCCAGAUGGAGUCAAACUCCAGCUGGCAUUUGGUGACAUCAGCAACGAGACAACAGAUGUUGUCGUGAACACGACAGACUUCUCUAACUUUAACACAGAUGUAUGCAAGGCCAUAUUAGCAAAAGCUGGACCAGUGGUGGAGCAGGCUGAAAGCAGGUGA